Syngnathoides biaculeatus (alligator pipefish) is the source of this 3045-nucleotide messenger RNA. RefSeq names its product glutamate decarboxylase 1-like. Bases 202 to 1950 code for a protein of 582 amino acids. The transcript is spliced from 16 exons. Gene Ontology annotation, biological process: GABA biosynthetic process. The record is from RefSeq and is a predicted model, not a curated record. Gene Ontology annotation, molecular function: pyridoxal phosphate binding; glutamate decarboxylase activity. Gene Ontology annotation, cellular component: presynaptic active zone; cytoplasm. Lineage: Eukaryota; Metazoa; Chordata; Actinopteri; Syngnathiformes; Syngnathidae.
UUGUCCUUCACGUGUCACUUGUGUCAGUGCGCCGAGUGGGCGAGCCAGCAUCGCGCACGAAAUUUGUCUUUUUUUUUUUUUUGUUUUGUUUUUUUUUUGAAACACUGACACGCGUUGAAGUGGCUGCAGACUGACGUUGACGGCUGUCGCUCUUGUGCUCCUUUCGCAGCUGAAAAGCGGAACUCUGACCGAGCGCGAGUCAUGGCCGCGGCAGAGGGGAGAAGCGCCGGCGGAGACCUGGACCCCGGCAGCGGCAAUUUAAGGCCCUCGACCGCCACCUACGAAUAUGCGUGGAUGCAUGGCUGUACACGGAAACUGGGCAUGAGGAUCUGCGGCUUCCUGCAGAAGAACAACAGCCUGGAGGAGAAAGGAAGGCUGGCGCAGAAGAAGCUGCUCUCCUGCGACAACAGCGACAGGGACGCCCGCUUCCGACGCACCGAGACCGACUUCUCCAACCUGUUCGCCCGAGACUUGUUGCCUGCCAAGAAUGGAGAAGAAGCCACGAUGCAGUUUUUACUGGAGGUGGUUGACAUCCUGACCAACUACGUGAAGAAGACCUUCGAGCGCUCCACCAAGGUUCUGGACUUCCACCACCCUCACCAGCUGCUGGAGGGCAUGGAGGGCUUCAACCUGGAGCUGUCCGACCAGCCCGAGUCUCUGGAGCAGAUCCUGGUGGACUGCAGGGACACCCUCAAAUACGGAGUCCGCACAGGUCACCCUCGCUUCUUCAACCAGUUGUCGUCGGGUUUGGACAUCAUCGGCCUGGCGGGCGAGUGGCUCACGUCCACGGCCAACACCAACAUGUUCACCUACGAGAUCGCACCCGUGUUUGUUUUAAUGGAGCAGCUGACCCUGAAGAAGAUGCGCGAGAUGAUCGGCUGGCCCGGCGGCGAGGGGGACGGCCUCUUCUCGCCAGGGGGCGCUAUUUCUAACAUGUACAGCGUGAUGAUCGCACGUUACAAGUAUUUCCCCGAGGUCAAGACCAAAGGGAUGUCUGCCGCUCCUCGAUUGGUUCUCUUCACGUCGGAACACAGUCACUACUCCAUUAAGAAGGCGGGCGCCGCUCUGGGUUUCGGUACCGAGAACGUCAUUCUGCUGAGCACGGACGAGAGGGGGAGGGUCAUUCCUGCCGACCUGGAGGCGAAGAUCAUUGACGCCAAGCAGAAGGGCUACGUGCCGUUAUUUGUCAACGCCACCGGCGGCUCCACCGUCUACGGCGCCUUCGACCCCAUCAACGAGAUUGCUGACAUUUGCGAGAAGUACGACCUGUGGCUGCACGUUGACGGAGCGUGGGGCGGCGGUCUGCUGAUGUCCAGGAAGCACCGCCAUAAGCUCAACGGAAUUGAGAGGGCCAACUCCGUCACUUGGAACCCCCACAAGAUGAUGGGCGUCCCCCUGCAGUGUUCCGCCAUCCUGGUCAGAGAGAAGGGGCUGAUGGGGGGCUGCAACUCCAUGUGUGCCGGCUAUUUGUUCCAACAAGACAAGCAGUACGACGUCACGUACGACACCGGCGACAAAGCCAUUCAGUGCGGCCGCCAUGUCGACAUAUUCAAGUUCUGGCUCAUGUGGAAGCCAAAGGGCACCGUUGGCUUCGAGCAGCACAUAGACAGGUGCUUGGAUCUGUCUCAGUAUCUGUACAACAAGAUCAAGAACAGGGAGGGAUACGAGAUGGUGUUCGACGGCGUGCCUCAGCACACCAACGUUUGCUUCUGGUACAUCCCGCCCAGCCUCAGAGGAGUUCCUGACAGCGAGGAGCGACGGGAGAAGCUCCACAGGGUUGCACCGAAGAUCAAGGCCAUGAUGAUGGAGUCGGGAACCACCAUGGUGGGCUACCAGCCUCAGGGAAACAAAGUCAACUUCUUCCGAAUGGUCGUGUCCAAUCACGCGGCGACCCGAUCCGACAUCGACUUCCUCAUCGAGGAGAUCGAGAGGCUGGGUCGUGACCUGUAGACCGACCUGCAGUCUUCUUUCUACGUGUUCCCCCUCCGAGGAGAGACCCAACAAUAAGACGGCAAGGACCCCCCCCCCACCCCCCCCCCCAAUCCUAAUGUGCACACAUUCGUCCCCCUUUAGCUCGAUGGCAACAUGUUGCAGGUACGUGGUGGCCGCGUCCUGCCGGGAAUUCUCGUCGUGCGUGCGUUCAAUCGUGUAUCAUUUCGCGUCGUGCGUUUUUCUGUGGGUGUGCGCCAAAAGCAGCCGAGCACGCUUCAAAACCUGACGAGGGUCAGCACAUUUUUUUUUUUCUUUUUUUUUCUGGACACAACCGUGCGUGUAUUUACAAUACUCACUGGAUAAGUAUUUUAGGCAUGCCAUUUACUCAAGAUAAGCUCGUAAAUAUAAGUGUGAAAUCUCCGGAGGAAGCGCGUUCUGUUCCGUUCCGUUGCCGUCUUUGAUUUGUGUUCGUGUGUGAUUCCCAUUUCGUUUACGUGUUCUGAAAAAGUAUUUAGUCACAUAUAGAAAAUGUUGAAUUUUCAAUGUAUGCAGAUUCAGGUAUUUUAACGUGGUGAUUAUUUGUAUGAUGUAAAUCGUGGGUCAUUGAAAUAUUUGUCGGCCAAAGAAUCGAGCGGAAAUUGUGCGCGUCGUUAUUCCUCCUCAUUAAUAUUUCGCUGCGUGUGAGACGCGUGAAACGUCAACUUUCGAUCGAUUUCCGUGACUGGGAGUCUUUGAUUGCAAGGAAAUUGCAUUGGAGUGGGAGAAUGGAGUUGGGCGCACUUACCGUAAUAUAGUUCUAUUUAUUGUCACACGUAUUCAAUGUAUUUCCGCUAUUAUGGGAGCUCGACUGAGGAGUCCCCCUUUGUGUCUUUGCACUAGUUUCGCGUUUCUUUCCUCCAUUGUGAAUGAUGUAAAAGGCAGUAUCGUAUAAAGAUAUUGACGAAACGCGGACGGGAACCGGGGACCAUAAUGCGAAUCGAACAAUUGCAUAAAGGAUAUUGAAACAGAUCAGCUGCUGUAUGGGACCAGGAUGGUUUCGCGAAGGAAUGUUUACCAAGAGAUUAUCUGGAGGCACUUUAACAAAAGAAAUGAAACGGGAAGAAAAGAACAGAG